Schistocerca serialis cubense is the source of this 1674-nucleotide messenger RNA. RefSeq names its product arylsulfatase I-like. Lineage: Eukaryota; Metazoa; Arthropoda; Insecta; Orthoptera; Acrididae. The transcript has 8 exons. The record is from RefSeq and is a predicted model, not a curated record. The coding region runs from base 1 to 1674 and encodes 557 amino acids.
AUGGACAAACUACUGGCUGCAGUUUGGGUGGUCGCCUUCGUGGUGUUGGAAGCCAGUACCAGCAUCGUAGGUGACUCCGCUUCGAAACCUCCCAACAUCAUCUUCAUCGUUGGGGAUGAUCUGGGAUGGAACGACGUGAGCUUCCAUGGGUCGGACCAGAUCCCGACGCCAAAUAUCGACGCCUUGGCCUACCACGGCGUGAUCCUCAACAGCCACUACGUACAGCCCGUGUGCACGCCAUCGAGAGCUGCCCUCAUGACUGGGAAGUACCCCAUUCGCACGGGUAUGCAGGGUCACGUGAUAUGGGGCGCCGAGCCCCGCGGGCUGCCAGCGGGCAAGAUCCUGCCGCAGUACCUGCAGGAGUUGGGCUACGUCACCAGGGCGAUCGGAAAGUGGCAUCUGGGACACCACACCAAGAACUACACGCCCACGCACCGUGGCUUCGACUCACACUUUGGCUACUGGAACGGAUGGGUCGGCUACUACGACUUCAUAUUUGAGACUGAUGAGAUGCAUGGUUACGACAUGCGCGACGACAUGAAGACCGCCUGGGAGUACUCUGGCCAGUACGUGACGGACGUCUUCACGGACGAGGCUGAGAGGCUCAUCGGCGAACACGACACGGGGCGGCCGCUCUUCCUCUACUUUGCCCACCUCGCCUGCCACGCCGGAGACGAGGCAAAGCUCCUGGACGCUCCUCAGGAAGUCGUGAACAGGUUCAACUACAUCUCUGACCCGAACCGGCGCCUCCUAGCAGCUGUGAUAUGGAAGAUGGACGAAUCGGUGGGGCGAGUAGUGGCAGCCCUGGAGCAGCGGGAAAUGCUCGACAACUCCAUAAUUGUCUUCAUUUCCGACAACGGAGGUGCGACUACUAAGAACUGGGGAUCCAACUACCCGUUGAGAGGGAUGAAGGCCAGCCUGUGGGAAGGCGGUGUGAGAGGCGCGGCCGCCGUGUGGAGUCCGCUGCUGCAGAACACGCCCAGAGUGUCCAACCAGCUGAUGCACGUCACCGACUGGCUGCCCACGCUGUACGCCGCUGCAGGAGGUAAUGCGUCUGCCCUCCCCGAUGACCUGGACGGUGUGGACAUGUGGCCCGAGCUGGUUGUCGGUGGUUUCCACCCACGCACUGAGCUGCUCGUCAAUAUCGACGAAAAGGCGGAGAACGCAGCCGUGCGUGUUGGAGACUGGAAGCUCGUCAGAGGGACACAAAAUAGUCAGGAGUACACGGGGGCGACCGGCAGCGAAGACGGUGCGUCCACACCAGUCUACAGCCCUGAUCAGGUGCUCUCCAGCGCCGCUGGGCAGGCAGUCUCCAGCAUGCUGGGCAACUCCACUCCAGCAGAGGUGAUGCUGAGGCUGCGCACAGAGGCCACCGUCUCCUGUCCGGACCGCCCCCAGGAGCCGCAGUGCUCCAUCCAGAACAGCACCGACUACUGUGUCUUCAACAUCGCGGAGGACCCGUGCGAGGCCGGCGGCGGCGUGGCUCCAGACGGCGUGCUGUCAGCGCUGCUGGAGCGCCUCCAGGCCAUGUCGCAGCCGCUGAUGCCGCAAGGUGAUGUCGCGUCGGAGCCCGACCUGGCCGACCCCCGGCGCUGGAACAACACCUGGGUGCCCUGGACCGACUGCCUCGUCGACGAGACGGAUGAGGCCUGCAACGUCGUAGCACAGUCAUAG